UUAUUAGCUAUUAAAUCAAGAAGAAGAAUGCUAGAAGAAGCAGCAUAUUAAUUAAUUUUUCAUACCGUAUUUGACGACAGUAUUAAUAGAGAAAUAGAAAAAAAAUAUACCAAAAAAGAGUCGGAAGUACACGGAAGCACGGUGGAUAUUAUUUUUUAACUUGUUAGAUUUUUUAUCUCAAUAAUGGGUCAGAAGGUAUCAAGAACUGACUUUGAAUGGGUAUACACGGAGGAACCGCAUGCCUCACGCCGCAAAAUUAUAUUGGAAAAAUAUCCACAAAUCAAAAAGCUUUUCGGCUAUGAUCCGAAUUUUAAGUGGGUUGCCGGAGCAAUGGUGCUCACACAAAUAUUGGCUUUAUUUAUUGUCAAAGAUUUCUCAUGGCCAUUGCUGAUAUUGGCCGCAUACUGUUUUGGUGGCAUCCUCAAUCAUUCGCUGAUGUUGGCUGUUCAUGAGAUAUCGCAUAAUUUGGCAUUUGGUCACAGCCGACCGAUGCACAAUCGUAUAUUAGGUUUUAUAUGCAAUUUACCGAUUGGUUUGCCCAUGUCAAUAUCAUUUCGAAAAUAUCAUUUGGAACAUCAUAGAUACCAAGGCGAUGAAGUAAUUGAUACUGAUAUACCCACAUUACUAGAGGCUAAAUUGUUCGAUUCAACAUUUGGUAAAUUCCUUUGGGUAUGUCUGCAGCCUUUUUUCUAUAUAUUCCGUCCUCUAAUUAUAAAUCCCAAGCCACCAACACGUUUGGAAAUUAUUAACACCAUCAUACAAUUAACAUUUAAUGCGAUGGUUGUUUACUUUUUCGGCUGGAAAGCAAUGGCCUAUCUUGUAUUGGGCUCCAUUUUAGCAAUGGGAUUACAUCCAGUGGCUGGUCAUUUCAUAUCGGAACACUAUAUGUUUGCCAAGGGUUUUGAGACCUAUUCCUAUUACGGUCCUCUUAACUGGAUAACCUUUAAUGUAGGCUAUCACAAUGAACAUCAUGACUUUCCUGCUGUACCGGGAUCCCGCUUGCCAGAAGUUAAAAAAAUAGCUUCUGAGUUCUAUGACACAAUGCCUCAACACACCAGCUGGGUGCGUGUAUUGUACGACUUUAUUAUGGACCCUGCCGUCGGUCCCUAUGCCCGUGUCAAACGUCAUCAAAAGGGUCUAAAAACAUAAGAUUACUUUGUAUAAACAUUUUUGAAUAAGUAUUUUCUUCGUUUGUGUGUGUUUUUUUGUCUUAUUAACGCUUUUAUUUUGUUUAUUGUAUUUUUGAGCUUAAACCAAAAACAAACUAAAACUUAAUCUCUACACAAAUUUUGAAUAUUGCAUAUAGAAA
Molecule: messenger RNA, 1309 nt
Organism: Lucilia cuprina (Australian sheep blowfly)
Lineage: Eukaryota; Metazoa; Arthropoda; Insecta; Diptera; Calliphoridae
Gene: ifc
Product: sphingolipid delta(4)-desaturase DES1
Exons: 2
Coding region: 184-1149 (321 amino acids)
Biological process (GO): ceramide biosynthetic process
Cellular component (GO): membrane
Molecular function (GO): sphingolipid delta-4 desaturase activity
Source: RefSeq, a predicted model, not a curated record